Protopterus annectens (West African lungfish) is the source of this 1725-nucleotide messenger RNA. Its product is annotated as cytochrome b5 reductase 4. The coding region runs from base 25 to 1452 and encodes 475 amino acids. NCBI's taxonomy places the organism in Eukaryota, Metazoa, Chordata, Ceratodontiformes, Protopteridae. Gene Ontology annotation, molecular function: oxidoreductase activity; heme binding. Gene Ontology annotation, cellular component: endoplasmic reticulum. The record is from RefSeq and is a predicted model, not a curated record. Gene Ontology annotation, biological process: superoxide metabolic process; generation of precursor metabolites and energy. The transcript is spliced from 14 exons.
CCUUUGAAGCCAGGCCGCAGUCUUAUGGAUUGGAUUCGACUGACAAAGAGUGGAAAAGACCUAACAGGGCUGCGAGGUAGGCUACUGGAGGUGACUGAAAAGGAGCUAGCUAAACACAAUAGAAAAGAAGACUGCUGGAUGUGCAUCAGAGGUUUGGUGUACAAUGUGACACCUUACAUGGAGUACCAUCCUGGUGGUGAGGAAGAGUUAAUGAAAGCAGCAGGAGCUGAUGGGACAGACCUUUUUGAUCAGGUUCACCGCUGGGUUAAUUAUGAAUCCAUGCUGAAGGAGUGUCUGGUGGGAAAGAUGGCAAAUAAACUAAUUCCUUCUAUAAAAGGUGUAUUUUCUACUCCAAAUACAUGUGACAAAUCAGCCAGAGCCGUUUCUCCAAGGUAUGAUUGGUUCCAAACAGAAGCUGAUGUCACAGUUGUCAUAUAUGUUAAACAAAAGGAUAUUACUUCAGAGUCUGUGAUUGUUGACCUUGAAGAUGGUGUGUUAAGAAUAGAGGUGAUUCUAAAUGAAUAUACUUAUUUGCUGCACAUAGAACUAAGUCAUGAAGUAGACAAUGAUUCCUCUGUGCACAUAGCAGGAGCAGUUGGAAAAAUUGAAGUAAAAUUAAAAAAGAUGAAUAGUAACACCUGGAGAGAUUUAGGGAAUCCUCUUGGCUGCCAUAAUACUCUCAUGAAGAAGACAGAACGAGAACUUUUCUUUCGAAAGUGCAAACUGGUGUCAGUGGCUGAGAUUACAUAUAAUACCAAAGUAUUCUGUUUACAACUACCCCAAGGCACUCAUCUUCAAGUACCUGUCGGGCAUCAUGUUUACCUGAAACACAGUAUAAAAGGCACAGAAAUAAUUAGACCAUAUACACCUAUUACCCAUUAUUUGGAGCCAUGUGUGGAAGAAACAUCCCAGAACAGCUCAGGUAGUGUCUAUCUAAUGAUUAAAAUCUAUCCCAGUGGAGUCCUCACACCGCAGAUUGACAGCCUUCAGAUUGGAGAAUUUGUUUGUAUGAGUAAUCCAGACGGCACAUUCCAAACAUCUCAGCUUCUAGGAGUUACAGAUUUGUUCCUCUUGGCAGCUGGCACUGGUUUCACACCAAUGGUCAAAGUGAUAAACUUUUCUUUAAGAACAGUUCCCUGUCUCAGGAAAUGCAAGUUGCUGUUCUUCAAUAAAACAGAAGAUGAUAUCCUUUGGAGAGAAAAAGUGGAAGAACUAGAAUUGAUGGACAAAAGGUUCUCUACAGAAUUUAUUCUUUCUGAGCCCUCAGAUGGCUGGAAUGGGAAGUUUGGAAGAAUUUCAUUGCAGCUUUUGUCUGAAAUUUUAACCAGGCCGCCUGGAGAGUUCAAACCAUUUAUUUGCAUCUGUGGUCCAAGACCUUUUACUGAAGAAGGAGUCAGAUGUGUGCAGGAACUGGGGUAUUUAAAGGAAGAAAUGCAUGCCUUUACAGGAUAAGAAUGCAAUUAUCUGGAAAGAACCGGAUAUCUUACUACAUGUAGCAGAAAAAUGAUUUCUUCAUCUUACAUCAGAAUUGCAUUAAUUGACAAAUGAACAUUUCUACUGAUAGAUACUGCUUUUUUAUGACAAUGGUUUUAUUUAAGAUACUGUUAAAGAUUUCAUUUGUGCUUUGUCACAGCAAUACAGUUAUGGUAUAUGUAGUACCUUAUUUUAUAAAUUAUUAUUGCAAUCUGAAUACUUAUUAUAACAUUAAAGUGCAUUUUAGACCCA